This is a messenger RNA of Prorocentrum cordatum, 1036 nucleotides long. Lineage: Eukaryota; Dinophyceae; Prorocentrales; Prorocentraceae. The record is from the annotation of a GenBank genome assembly.
CGUCGCCAUGGUGUCCCGCUGGUCCUAGGCGUCACCAUGAAGCCCCCCCUUCUGCCGGGGGGACGCCAUCGACGAGCAGGGUUGGCACAGCCUAGCGCUGUGUUUUUAGGUUACAUUCCGCAGCCAUGUUGGCGCAAGAAACUGAUUGACACCAGUCAGGUUUUGUGAUCUUGUAGUUUUUGUUGCAGCUUGCUCGCCUCAGCAAUGGAGAUCGAGCUCCUCCCUGGAUCCGACGCCGCUGAAGCUGGAGCGCAGAAGUCAGCCAAGGACUCUGCAAUGGAGGCAAGGGUCGGGAUGCCGCAGCCAAGGGGGCUGCCACGGGGUAAGCUUCGCUUCCGAGCGUCGACCGUCUACCAAGAGGUGUUGGAAGACCACCUUCUUCCGGCGGGGCUUGAGAUUCAGAUGGACGUGGAAACUGGAAGGAACAAGGCACGGCUGUGCCCUGGACAGGUUGUGGAUUACGUAGGCGCCACGGAUAAUUACCCAAUGGUCGCUGCUGCGUUGCGCCAGGCUGCGACUGCGAACAAACCGGAUUUAGUGAGAGCCCUUGUGGCAACAUGUUUUUACGAUUCUGCAGCGAUGUCCUCGGCAUUGCUUGAGGCGUCAGCCAAAGGCUAUGCAGAUGUUGUGGAUGUUCUGUUGGUUGGUGGAAUGGCGAAGGCUAACCCUGUGGCUAUUGACGCCACUGAGGGCCAUAGCGCACUACAUCGCGCCAUGACAAAUGGUCACGAAGACAUAUGUAAAAAAAUGAUAGAUGGCCUUCCAUCUGCAGAUCUGGCUCGCCCGAAGAACAAGCAGGGAUUGGAUCCAUUCGAAGCGGCGCGUGAGGAGGACCUGGGAAUGGUUGCAAAGCGUCUUGAGAAACAUCUAGCCGAGCGGUUUAAGGACUGAAGUUUUCAAGACUGAAGGAGUGAACGCAUUUGGUGCAAAUAUUCUGACGCAUUAGGCGCAUGCAUCUCAGCUUUCUCCGCAGGCACCGCGUGAUCACUACGCUGGAAAUAAUACGUCCGUGUAGAUUCGAGAGAGAGGGAGAGAA